Molecule: messenger RNA, 6407 nt
Organism: Dermacentor andersoni
Lineage: Eukaryota; Metazoa; Arthropoda; Arachnida; Ixodida; Ixodidae
Product: acetylcholinesterase-like
Biological process (GO): acetylcholine catabolic process; choline metabolic process
Cellular component (GO): plasma membrane
Molecular function (GO): acetylcholinesterase activity
Source: RefSeq, a predicted model, not a curated record
UAUUUGGGUGCGACCAUUAGGUCAUGCCGUUAUCGGCAAACUUUUUAUGUGUGUGCAGGGACUGCCGAUGUUGGGUUGAAAAACACUUGCUGUCUGGACACGUCGCACCUGCACAUCGUCGACUCUCGGUAGUUACUCAGCUGCAUAACGAUGGAGCUUAGAGUGAGAUGCUUCUGUCGCGCUCUCAAAGUGCUCGCGAUAAACUCAUUCCUACUGCUUGGCAUCGUGGGAAUUGUCCUACUGACGGCCGAUGGCAAAAAGCGACGCAAUGAGCAGCCCUUCCACGCAGAAGGCAAUGGAAGCCUGGUCGUUCUGACGACCGCAGGCCCCGUCCAGGGUGUCGAGAUCACAGCGCAUGGCAGGACUCUGCACGCCUUUUACGGCGUACCAUACGCCGACCCUCCCGUAGGAGAGCGCCGGUUUCUGCACCCUGUGCGAAGGACCCCUUCCAAGACUGUCACCAUGGCGACCGAGUUGAGGCCUGCCUGCCCGCAGGAUUCCUACUGGUUCAACACGGAGUACGUCAACUCCUCGAGUUUCGACGAAGACUGCCUCCACCUGAACCUAUGGACGCCGAGCGUCCACGCCAACGACGUGCUGCGUCCGGUCGUUGUGUACCUCCACGGCGGGGGUUUCCAGAACGGCGGCAACAAUCUGCACAUCUACGACGGCAGACACUUCUCCGCGCUGGGCGACGUCGUGGUCGUGGUGCCCAACUACAGGGUGAACGUGUUCGGCUUCUUGUACGUCGGCACGCCCGACGCCCCUGGAAACCAAGGCCUGUGGGACCAACGGCUCGCGCUGCUCUGGGUACGGGACAAUGUGCGCGCCUUCGGCGGGGACCCAGAGCGCGUGACGUUGAUGGGCCAGAGCGCCGGAUCGAUCUCGGUCGGUUAUCACGUCCUAUCUCCGCUCACGCGUCACCUCUUUCGGCGGGCCAUCAUGCAGAGCGGUACGCCUUUCUACAAGGUGGAAGAAAACCAGAUUACUGGACCAGAGAAAGCGCGGCGGAUGGCAGCUAGGCUCUGCGGGCCGCACCUCCUGCGGAGGCCCAUGGCACACGUGGUUGACUGCCUGCGGAACCAGACGACUCAGAAGCUCCUGGGCGCCGUCAAGAUGGUGCUGGGACUCAAGGCGUCAUCCUUUAUACCUAUAUCCGGGGACGACCUUCUGCCCAAAGGCCCGCUGGUCACCAUGGCCAACGGCAGUGCGCCUCCGGUGGACCUGCUGAUAGGCGUGAACGAGAACGAGGGCACUUAUUUCCUGCACAAGUUGUACCAAACCAUGGGCAUCACCGAUCCGUUCGCCAUGAGCAACAGGCAGCACGUGACCAUCGUGAAGUUACUUGUCAACUAUGCUCUCUGGGAGGCCCCGGAGGACCUCAUCGAGGGGCUACUGACCAAUGUUAAAGAAGGGACGUCAACGCCAGACCUGGUUCGGCACUUGGCCCAGGGGAUCGGGGACGUGGCAAUGCGCUGCCCGACGCAGUACUUCUCGGACUUCGUGCUGCGCCAGCGGGGAUCGCAGCUCUACCACUACGAAUACGGUUACCGGCCGCUCAAGGGCAGCUUCUGGCCACCCUGGAUGGGCGUCACGCACUUCGACGAGUUCCCCUUCGUCUGGGGAUACGUUUUCGACCGGCCCGAGAUGGCCACACCGCGCGACACGGAGUUCAGCCAGCUGCUGAUCGGCCUCUGGAGCUCGUUCAUCCACAAUCGCACCAUGCAUAUUGAGAAGACAUUAUGGCCGCCGAAUGAACGGCAGCUGACCGUGACCAUGCGGCUCGUGGAGCAACCCCGGGUGCAGAGUGCCGGGUCGACCGAAACGUGCAUCGUGCUGCGCAAGUACAUCGUGCCCUACAGGCUGAACAACACGGUGCACACCUAGGCCUCCAUCUAGCCACGCACCGGGAGAGCUCCGGUGCAGCAACUCACCGACAGAGGGACACAGGGCGUGACUAGUGGAGAGACCGUGCACGGAGACGACGCUUCAAAAUAAAGGCAUGCUAGACGCUGGAAGGCACUAAUAAAAAAAAAAAAAUGUCCGUAACGCGGUGGCAAACUACAUCCCAGCAGCUCGUGUUCCUGUCAAAUCUCCACGAGAGAGAGAGAGAGAGAGAGAGAGAAGCGUUGCUUAAAGGGACAUUAAACAGAAAGAGUAUUUUCCUUCUACAGUACCAUAAAAGCCACUCUACUAUGACAAAGGGCUCGUUUAGCCAGAAAAGACGCAAACACAAGAUACGAGUGGCGACGUCGCCUUUAAGUUCCCGCACCAGGUCGCCGUGACGUCAUAGAUGUUGACGGCGCCUGCUUGAGACUAGCUAAUUGUUCAUUGCAUUUUAAUUAAGGCAGAGAUUGAACAAAGUUUUGGGAACUUUCACAGAGACAACACGGCGCAAAUAUGAAACUAUACUUUGAAAUCUGUGACGUCACUGACGUACGAUUGCUGGGAUUUCAGUGCGGAACUUAAAAAAAAACGAAACUUUGACCUUCAUUAAAAAAAAAAAUAGUGUUUACGUGCCAAAACCAUUUUUUUUUUUAUUAUGAGGCACACCGUAGUAGGGGACUCCGGAAAUUUAGACCACCUGGGGUUCUUUAACGUGCACCUAAAUCUAAGUACACGGGUGUUCUCGCAUUUCACCCGCAUCGAAAUGCGGGCGCCGUGGCCGGGAUUCGAUUCCGCGACAUCGUGUUUAGUGGCCCAACACCACAGCCACUAAGCAACCACGGCGGCUUGAAUGAAUUUCAUUUAGUAUUUGUGUGCACCGUAGAAAUUAAAUCUGCGCAUCCUCAAAGAGUCGUCCGCGGCGACGGCAGAGCUAAACAAUAGUAUUAAAAAGCAUAGAGAAACAUUUCAUUCUUUUUCCCGGUUGGUAGCGGCAAUAGUGUUGUAAGCGUAUUAAGAUUUAGCUCGAAGAGAAAACACGAGUGCAGCGUCUGUAAAUAGUGCUAAACAAUGCUCCUCUCCAGAAUGACAUGUGCGAGCGAAACUUUGCAAAGUGCUAAUUAUCGCGGCUUCGCCGCAAAGUUCUUGCUACUUUGGGCAUUAGUUAUGUCCCCUAUAACCGAAAGGAAGGUCCUGGAUCGUGUCUUUGCUUCAGUUUUGUUUGAUGCACAGUCGACGAUGUGAAGUAUUCGAAAAUUAUUUGAAUUUGCAAAUAGCGAACUAAUCGCAUCGAGACCGAAUCGAAUAGAAGCAAUAGUGUUAUAUCCUGUUUAUCCAUGUCUUCUAUAUAAGUUUUUUUCCCUUUCUACAAGCACUUCUGCUGGCCGCCGUUCAGGUAUCAGCGUCUGAACUAGAUAGAUUAUGGGGUUUUACGUGCCAAAACCACUUUCUGGUUAUGAGGCACGCCGUAGUGGAGGGCUCCGGAAAUUUUGAUCACCUGGGGUUCUUUUACGUGCACCUAAAUCUAAGUACACGGGUGUUUUCGCAUUUCGUCUGAACUAGACUCUUAACACUUAAUACACUAUGUAUACCUCACAAAGCACACGGUAAUCGAGAAGACCUUACUUUUGCCAAUAUGUGCCCGAAGGUAGCGGUUCUCACGCAAUAGUUAUUCAUAGAAGAGACACAGUAUUUGAUGUAUGCAUUCAACAACGCUCACCAAACUUGGCAAGAUAUGUGCGAAUAUAUCGCAAAAAUUUGUUAUCACAGGCAAUGGCCAUGUGUUUGCUGUCCUCCAUGUGGGUCACAACUAUGUAUACCACUUCAAACACACUACCACGUGAAGGACCAGCAAGAAUCACGCGCACUUUUAUUUCAGGACAUCUCAUAAUUUCGAUGAAAGAACCAUCUUGGCAACCCCUUUGUAUAGUGUAUGUCGCUCAGGCAGUUGCUGCGACUCUGGUUCAAGCGCUUGUCCAAAACGUUGGCGUCUUCAUCCAGAAGACUCUGUUCUUGCUAAAGAUCAAAACGUCAGCUCUCAGUCAGCCCUGCUUGUCUACCUGUUGCAAGCCCGUGAAGUGUCCAGCUGGCUCUUGCCUGGGAAUACAACUGAACGGCGUCAUGUCUCUUUAUUCGCGCCUUCAUCAUUCCCACUGGAUCGACGCUCCCCAAUAUUUUUUUGCGUGAUUGUCGAAUUGCAUGGCUUCGCGAAUACUAGCUGUCAAAAUUUAAACAUAUACACAACAAUUAUUUUAAAUGGCCGUGUAGUCUUAUACGGAUCCGAAGUAGCGUAUGGUUGGCCGCCUUGCAAAACCACAGCGCCCCGUGUGUGUUCUCGUAAUUCCCAUCGUAUAAUUUUAUUGAGCCGAAAUUCACGAUCCAUACAAGUCACGAUCCAUACCAUUCGGUACCGGUUCACGCAUAUUGCCUGCGUUCUCUAAACACCGUGCUCAGUGAUUACCAUCUCUGGUUCAGCGUACACAGUUCCAGACCGGUUACUAGAACCAGUCGACAACAGCUUGAGGCUGUAUCAAACUCUACUCACGAGAACAUUCGAUAUAUAUAGAACUAUGUGUGCGCGUGCCAUCACGUUUCCGUAAUACGCGCUUCCCUCCGCACUCAAUGCUUGCGUUGGCCUCGAUGAGUGACAUAUACGUUACCCAAAGUAAGAGAGGCCUCAGAGGAUCUAGGCGCUCCUCGGAUGCUCCCACGAAUUCAGCCAUUGCGGCAGCUCGUAGAAGGCAUCUAUCGGCGGCUUAUCUAUACCUUCUUUUUACAACUUCGCGCAAGUGUUUUUUGCAGGAUCCGCUUUCUCGGUUUCAGUCAUAGGGACGUUCGCAAUCCGACAUUCAGUUUUCCGUCCGAGGCGAGGCAUGCGAUUAUUUUUGUCUCUGGACGUUUGUAUCAACCUCCUUUAAAAUAUUAAUUACUUAUAAGCACACACUACGAUUCCGCGCGUUGCUCAGUUUUGUAAAUAGCUUUAUUUUAUUUGUCUCAAAAUUAAUUGUUCUAUCUCACAUCGACCAGAUCUUUGCCUAUGACACAUUGCAGUUUACGCCAUUCCAUUUAAGUGAAGUCAGUCGCCUCGCUUUCUAUCGUAGGCCUGCCGAGUAAAAGCAAGCCUGUCUGAAAAGGGACACUAAAGAGCAAUAUGCCGUUAAGUUAUGGCAAUAACUUAUCCUGCUGCAAUAGCAAAGCGGAUAUUUGUACCCCGACAUGACAUUUAGUAAGCCAUAAAUGAUGCAAGAGCAAGAGGUAUAGAUGGCGACGUCGCCCUGAAGUUGCCAUGGCUCUGCAUAGCACACCAUCAUGCACUUUUGACAGCGUUUGCUCUUCUAUUUAUAUAAUUCUAUAGUAUGUAAUUCUAUAGUCGUCUACCGGCGAAGGGGUAUUACAUUGAGAAAACAAAAGGCUCACCCUGGCUUAGUAUUCACUAUUAAUGUAUACUUCGAAAUCCCUGACGUAGCACCCCCGUGUACUGAUGCUGCUGUUUCGGCGCGAAAUGCACGAACGAGAAGUUACUCAUUCUUGCCUGUAAUAGUUAACCAACCAUUUUCCACCAAAUGAACCUUAAAAUAUAGUUUUGACAACCCGCCGUGGUUGCUCAGUGGCUAUGGUGUUGGGCUGCUGAGCACGAGGUCGCGGGUUCGAAUACCGGCCACGGCGGCCACAUCUCGAUGGGGGCGAAAUGCGAAAACACCCGUGUACUUAAAUUUAGGUGCACGUGAAAGAACCACAGGUGGUCGAAAUUUCCGGAGUCCUCCACUACGGCGUGCCUCAUAAUCAGAAAGUGGUUUUGGCACGUAAAACCCCAUAAUUUUUGAAUAGUUUUGAAAGAGCGCCUCGAACAGACUAUGAACUGAUUAAGCGUUUGCUUAGCAACUCUGUCGUAUAACCCCAAGCCACCCUGCAACCUCGAGUGCAUGCGCACGUGAGUGCAUGCACACGUGCACAUCACACGUUUGGAGAUCACACUCACCGUCCGCGCAGAAUGACGUAAACCCGGUCUUCCAGUCCGCGCUUGCUCCCAGAUCGUCCGAGCGUGGUGCGGCGAGCGAUCCAGCUGGGACAAGCCUGUGGUCUCGACGUACUGAAGAGUUUCGUAAACAGUACGCUGAGCGCUCAGGCCAAUCGCAGACUGGACUGGGCACGCGUGUAUACCAGGUACACACGGGGAUCCUCCGAUCCUGAAGGAAUUGCUAGUGAAACGGUUUAUUACACCGAUAGAGAAGCGGGUUAGAGAAAUUAAAAGGGUGUUAUAAAUAACCCUGACUCUUUUUUUUUUUUUUUCUGUAGUCCUUUGAGGCACUUCAUGUUUAUUUGAGUAUAUGGGUCGCAAACUGUUCACACGCGUUCUCUAUAGCUUGGGUCUGAUGUACAAAUAGUAGCCGAGUAGUUUAACAUUGCUUGGGGUGUUUUUGAGUUUACGCUUCAGGAAACAGAGUUUUCGAAAGGUAGAUGAGGAAAUAUUAUUUACACAGUAUAUUCCAGAAUAAGUUGGCUGUCAGUGCCACACCUGGGCG